Molecule: messenger RNA, 1473 nt
Organism: Leptopilina boulardi
Lineage: Eukaryota; Metazoa; Arthropoda; Insecta; Hymenoptera; Figitidae
Product: homeobox protein CDX-1
Exons: 4
Coding region: 282-1316 (344 amino acids)
Biological process (GO): regulation of transcription by RNA polymerase II; embryo development; cell differentiation
Cellular component (GO): nucleus
Molecular function (GO): RNA polymerase II transcription regulatory region sequence-specific DNA binding; DNA-binding transcription factor activity, RNA polymerase II-specific
Source: RefSeq, a predicted model, not a curated record
UUGCUCCUCUUACGAUUUUCUCUCACAAGUUCACCAGCAACAGUGCUUGCAACAUCCAGUAUUAUAGUUAAACUCUCUCUCUCUCUGAUCCAAAAACAUAUAACUGUUAUAAACCCAAAAAAAAAAACAGUGUUGUGAUGUGUUUCAAGUGUGUGUAGUGUUUAAAAAAAAAAAAUAAUUUGGUGCAAGUGAAACUGUUUUUUUUUUUAACCCCCUUGGAAGUCCAAAGAGGACGUUCCAGAAAUUUGUUUUUUUUUUAAGUACAUAAACAUUUAGCCAAAAUGCUUACCUAUAAUUCAUUGGCAAUGUAUCGUCAACAACAACAACAACAAACAUUGUCACAAGUGCAACAUUCAACACAUAAUGGACAACAGCAUGGUGGUCCAGAUGAUGCUGUACAACAAUAUUGGUAUGGUUAUCCACAUGGACAUCAUCAAAGUGCUGGUAGUGGACCACAACAAUAUUUAAAUCCAUCCGAUGUAUUGACAUGGCCACAUACACAUCAUUAUUCACAUUUACAAUAUCAACAUCAUCAUCAUCAUCAUCAUCAAAGUUAUCAACAACAUCAACAACAACAAUUAAAUGGUAUUAAUAAUGAUUGGAGUGGUGAUGAGGGUAAUGGAUCGUCGGCCGUCGGUGUACCAAGUGAACCAAGUCCACCGAUAACAAUUAGCGGAAGUGAAAUUAGCAGUCCUGGUACACCAGCGACGCCACCAAUUAAUAAUAAUAGUGUUACGGCUAUUAAUAAUAAUAAUAAUAAUGGAUCGAGCACACCAGUAAGACCAGGACAAAUACGCAGUCCUUAUGAAUGGAUGAAGAAGCCUUCCUAUCAAACGCAACCCAAUCCUGCGUGCGAACUCAGUGCCUCAACUUCUGUCUCGUCACUUCAUGACCUCUGCGCCAUUGAUGCUCUCGGCAAAACAAGAACAAAGGACAAAUACAGAGUAGUCUACACGGAUCAUCAAAGACUGGAACUUGAAAAGGAAUUUCAUUACAGUCGUUACAUCACGAUUCGUCGUAAAGCGGAACUCGCAGCCAAUCUUGCCCUCUCUGAACGACAGGUGAAAAUAUGGUUUCAAAAUCGAAGGGCAAAAGAGCGUAAACAAUCAAAGAAACGUGAGGAAUUGGAACAAAAGGAUAUUAAGCCAACAACGGAACAACUUGCCGGAAGUAUGGCAAGUCUUGGAUUUGCUGGAAUGAGCAGUAUGCUUGGUAACUUUAUUCAAAAUGGUGGCUCGCCACCAUUAACCACUCAUCCAUUGGCACUCGGUACCAAUGGAUUACAACCGCAUCAUCAUGCAAAAUUAUACUCGUAAUUAUUUGCAAAAAAAAAAAAAAAAAAAAAAAAAAAAAUUCUCUUCACAAGCCUUAUUCAUUAAUAUAUCUAUACAUUUGUAACUAGAAUUUUUUUCAAGUAUAUAUAUAUAUAUAUAUAUAUAUAUAUAAACAAAAAUAUUGUAAAUAUAACAAAUA